GUUGGUUUCGUACGCUUCGGUGACUGCAGAUCUGUUACAUCGAUCGCGAUCGCUACCCGUCGUACGCGCGUUCGUGCGAAUCUUUCAAAGUGUCGCCGAGUGUCUCGAAAUUGUAAAUUUUUCGUUCGAAAGUUCUGUCCCGUCUUGUAUUCGUUAUUUCCUUUUGCUCCUCGGGGUGAUCGUAUCGAGGAGUUUGAUAGAUCCUUCGUUGCUUCCAAUCGUGAUACGGAUCGAUUAUCUUAUCGCAGCCCGACGAGAGACGAGAAGAGGAGAAGGUGUAGAUCGCCUUGCGGGAUUAUCGCGAAUAUUACGCGAUCAUCGCGAGCAGCCGAUAUAAUGAAGUCGAAGACGAGCGAGAAUUUUAUUGCGAGUGAAAGUAACGGGGUCAAGAGGGACCAGCAACUGAAGCAGAAACAGCUCAAGAGUGGUAAAACAUUCUGUCAGUCUUGCAAGAAGAAGUGCAGCGGGGAGGUGCUACGAGUGCAGGACAAGUAUUUCCACAUAGGGUGUUUCAAGUGUGCUCAGUGCAACGCGAGCUUGGCACAGGGUGGCUUUUUCGCGCGCGAGGGCUCUUACUACUGCACGAAGGAUUACAGAGAACGCUGGGGGACAAAGUGCGCAGGUUGCGGAGAAUACGUGGAGGGCGACGUGGUCACCGCAGGAGACAAGCACGCCUUCCAUCCGAAUUGUUUCCAUUGCCAGCGGUGUAGGCAACCGUUACUCGGCCAAGGGACCAAGGUGUCCCUCGUUCAAGGUCAAGCUCUGUGUCAUCGAUGCGUCGGUAUCCCGGUUCGAGAGGCCUCGACGCCGGUCGGCAAUAGCUCCGCUACCAGAGGAUCCGGAGACGGGCCGUCCGACCCCGGUGCCUGCGCUGGUUGCGGAAACCAAUUACGGGAAGGUCAAGCUUUGGUCGCUCUCGAUCGACAGUGGCACGUAUGGUGCUUCAAGUGUCACACCUGUGACACCGUUCUUCACGGAGAAUACAUGGGAAAAGAUGGAGUGCCUUACUGUGAGAAGGAUUAUCAGAAGCAGUUCGGCGUGAAAUGUGCCUACUGCAACCGUUACAUCAGCGGAAAGGUGUUACAGGCCGGAGACAAUCACCACUUUCAUCCGACCUGUGCUCGUUGCACCAAGUGUGGCGAUCCUUUCGGCGAUGGAGAGGAAAUGUAUUUGCAGGGUGCAGCCAUAUGGCAUCCCCGUUGCGGUCCGGGUCCUAGCGGUCCGAACGGUAUCGUGAAUGGUCACGGCGAAGCUCACACGCCACAGCAUCGAGAGUCAGAACGGAUUUCCAGCAGCGCUUCGGAGAUGCAGUUUUCAUUGCGGUCACGCACGCCAAGCCUGAACGGAUCACUCUGCAGCCCUUACAGCAGCCUCAGUCGCAAGUAUUACCCUGCGCGAACUGGCAGUCCUGGACUGAUAUUGCGAGAGUACGGACGUGGUCCAUCCGAAGACGUGUCUAGGAUUUAUACUUAUUCGUACUUGACCGAAACGCCGAGCCAAGGGUACUUGAGACGUCCGAUACAGCCGUACGACAAACCACCGACUAGCCCACACUUUCAUAGACCUAGCUCGUCACGUUCGAUAAGAAGCAGUGGCGGACGCAGCAGCCGAUCUGGAAUGCGUGCUCUGGUCGAUGCUCUCAGCGAGACCAGGCCCAAGUCACCGGCCAGUCAAGUAGAUAAUGACGAGCCAAUAGAGCUAGCGCAUUAUCCGGACGCCAUGAAACCUCCUCCUGGAACCAAACCGCCGAUCGAAAGAGACGAUUUCCCUGCCCCACCUUAUCCCUAUACAGAUCCUGAGAGACGUAGGCGAUGGUCUGACACUUACAAGGGUGUACCUGCAUCGGAUGACGAGGACGAGGUGGACAACAAGACGUAUAUAAAAGAGGUGGAGGAGAAGCUAAAGAAAGAACAGGACGAGCUAAGUAAAAUCGACACUGGAAUAGCGAAGGUGUUCUUGCAAGAUCGUGAAAAGGAUCGGGAAAAUUUGAGACACAAAGCCGCGAACGUCGAUCCAAGAAACGCAUCGAGAACACCAUCGGCUGCCAGAGAACCGACUUACAGAUUACGAUACGAGAGUCCGGUUGGCGCUUCGCCAUCGAGAAAUAUAGAUCACGCCCGACCGUGGGAGGACGACGAUGGUUUCAGUUACAGAUCGAGUGUAGGACCCAGCUAUAACGUUGGGAGGUCAUCGGCACGUUCCCCGGCUCCCAGAAACUAUCCACCCCUUGGUACUCAACGCGCCUUCACUCUUCCAAACGCCGCUAGGCACUAUCAUUCGGGUGAUUAUUCGUUCAGUGGGAUGGGAGACAAGACGCACAGCACUGAUUUCUCGUCUGGCAAAUCAGAUAUAUCGACAGGCAGCAUCACGGAUGUGGAUCGACGGGCAUUGGUAUGUACCACAGCCCCAUACUACUCCCGGCGAAUUAGCAUGAAUGAUGGUGGAAUGCUGCCAUCAUCUACCACGUAUACAGGUGGCCUAGGUUCGGUAGUCGGAAGUCACGGGGGCCAUCACGUAAGGAGAUCACUGCCAGAUAUGGGAACGGCGCCGUCCGAACCGCCGAAACUCUACCCUUACCACUUGCUUGUCAUCACCAACUACAGGCUGCCCGCUGACGUGGAUCGUUGCAAUCUCGAACGGCACCUUUCUGACGCGGAAUUCGAGGCAGUUCUUCAAUUUACUCGUGCCGAGUUCUAUAGACUACCGCAAUGGCGUCGUAACGAAAUCAAAAGACGCGCCCGGCUGUUUUAACCGGCAACAACCACGCUACGUGUUCUACUUAUUACCUUCAUCGUGUCACGACUGUGUUAUCGUGUUAUAGAGUGUACAUUCCUUCAGCGUGAUAGGUGUAUAACGAGAGAGAAGAAAAUGAGGAACACAUGUUCGGGGAACCAACGAUCCGUACUGGUCUUCGAUCGCGAACAUCGAUAUCAAAUCAUCGUCGUCGUCGUCGUGGAUGAAAAACGAUCGAGAGAAUCUCGAUCGUACGCUCAUACACUCACAAAGAAACGUAUAGAUGCGUACACACGCGUAUAAACAUGUGUUCGACGUCCACACGAUGGCGCAAACUCAUCGACACAAAGGAGCGCACUACAAUUCGAUGUCAAUUUUGUUCUCUCAGCAACGAAUCCACAGGCAGCUUGACUCUAAUCAUUGACAAACUACUUCAUCACCCUGUGACUUCGGUGCUUCUUUCGGGACAAUCUUCGCUGUUCACAAGAAUAAGGGAGAGAAAUAUGUUUAUCCGUUUCUGUGCUUAACAAAAAAGACCUGCCGUACGUAUAAAAGUCGAAGACGAAACGGAGAAUGGAAACAAGUUGAAACCUUCAAACGCUUGAUCCGACAUUAUUAACGAAGGAAAGUCGUACAUCGACUACUGUUAUCGAGGAUCGUUUCAGAGGGAACGAUUUGAGAAAGAGAAAGCUGUCAUCCUGUAUCUAACAUGUACACUUUCAUGACCAUGAAUAUCACGGUUUGAAAAGUGAAAACGGUAGAUGGGUAAUAAUUUUAGCGAAGUAGCUGAAUAUAAGGGUGACAAACAUCGUCUGAGGUUUUAUCAUUUAACAGGAACAUCGUCUUGUAACUUAGAGUUUUUCCCCACGAAUGUCGACGUAUAAAAUAGCGCGGCGGGAAGAUGUGCAAGAUUUAAAGCGAAUAAAAACCAGAGAAAUGGUAACACUAUGUAGCUGACAUACAUGCGUUGUUGUAAAUAAACGAAUGAACCAGAAAGGAUGAAAGAAGCAACGGAAGUACGAGGAAGUAUAUAUAUAUAUACCUAUAUAUGUAUAUAUACGUUCACAUACGUAUAUACACCAUUUUGAGAAUUCGCUUGAAUCACAGAACACAUUUACUAUUUGCAAAAGGUUAUAACACAAACGCGCUGCCUGCUAUCAUAGGAGCUAUCACUAUUAUUAUUAUUAUUAUUAUUAUUAUUAUUAUUAUUAUUAAUUUUUAACUAUUAUUAUUAUUAUAUUUUACUAUAAGCAACAUGAAAAAUUUAAGAUACAUGUAAGUAGAUAGGAAGUUCAGCUUGCCGGAUGACGUAAUUAUCAACGUAUUUAAAUAUUAUCGUUAAUUUUGCAUGUUGUUUCACUAUUUCAACACAUGCGUACAGACGACGUAUCUGUUGGCAAACUACUAUACAUAGGUAUAAGAUUUUCCUUAACUCGAUUUCCCUUGACUCGUAUCGACGAUACACGAAAAAGAGUUCUGCAGUGCGAUUAGAGAUAUAUAUCGCGAACGUAUUUACGUGUAUUUGGAUAAGCGAGAAUUAUGGAAAAACGGGAAAAUAAAAAAGGGGGAAAAAAUAACAUUUAUCACAGACAGUUGUUCCACCUUAUACGAGUAUGUCAGGCGGCAAGCUGAAUACGCGAAAGAAAAGGUGUGCGUACGUUGAAAUGCAACUGUUAAAUUUGAUCCAACGGGAUACAAAUUUUUGUACGAUUUCGUGGAGCGUAACGUAUAUCCGAACCGGUCGCGACUCUGCAACGCAAUGAAAAACGUAAGAAAAAAAAAGUAAAUAACGAUGAGGGGAUGCGUUUUCGAUCUGGCGGGAAAAACAUACACGCGGGGAUGUGCGUCCUUUGAACGAGCUGAAAAUUACAUUUUAUUCCACAUUUCGCCUCGCCCUGAGUCAUACGUGCCUAUAUAUAUAUAAAAAUCGGCGGAGAUUUCUGAACACGUGAAGUCGUGAGAGAGCACUUUCGAUAAAGUACGCGUUGCGUACGUUCGUGAAAUUUCUUGCAGUGUUUUUCUCACGGCUUCGCUACGAGAAGAUGGGAACGUGCUCCAUGAUCUUGUGCAAUGCGACUUUGCGAACUCACCAGACGAAGAGAAAAA
Bombus impatiens (common eastern bumble bee) is the source of this 4839-nucleotide messenger RNA. RefSeq names its product actin-binding LIM protein 2 (gene Unc-115a). Gene Ontology annotation, molecular function: actin filament binding. Gene Ontology annotation, biological process: lamellipodium assembly; cytoskeleton organization. The record is from RefSeq and is a predicted model, not a curated record. NCBI's taxonomy places the organism in Eukaryota, Metazoa, Arthropoda, Insecta, Hymenoptera, Apidae. Gene Ontology annotation, cellular component: actin cytoskeleton. The transcript is spliced from 16 exons. The coding region runs from base 337 to 2751 and encodes 804 amino acids.